This is a messenger RNA of Penicillium nucicola, 1353 nucleotides long. RefSeq lists its product as uncharacterized. Gene Ontology annotation, biological process: transmembrane transport. Gene Ontology annotation, molecular function: UDP-N-acetylglucosamine transmembrane transporter activity. Lineage: Eukaryota; Fungi; Ascomycota; Eurotiomycetes; Eurotiales; Aspergillaceae. The transcript is spliced from 4 exons. The record is from RefSeq and is a predicted model, not a curated record. Bases 1 to 1353 code for a protein of 450 amino acids. Gene Ontology annotation, cellular component: endoplasmic reticulum membrane; Golgi membrane.
AUGCUCAAUGACAAUGACUCUCCCAUGAGAAGAGGACACAAUGACUCCUACCUGAUCACUCGCUCCCGCGCUGGCUCUGUCAACACACCGAAUCAUACCAAUGCGGUCACGACCAGCGCGUUUCAACCUCAAAGGCCCGAGGUGAAGCCCUCGGCGAAACCCGAGACGAAAUUCGAGGUCAAGGCCGAUUAUGGUCAAUUGAAGAAGGAUAUCCCUGGCCUGGCGGCUGCCGCUGCCCAUGCCGCGGUCCCUAGUUGGACAACCAUGAUCCUAAUGGUCUCCCUCAUAUUUGGUGGCUGUUGUGCAAAUGUCUUUGCGCUGGAGGCGAUUAUCAAAGAGCAACCUACUGCCGGUCCUUUGAUUACUUUUGCGCAAUUCGUGGUUUGCGCACUAUUCACCCUCCCAAGUUUUCUUUCCUUCUCGGCUGGACCACAGGCACUAUUCAUCAGUGCUCGCGCGAUCCCUUUGAAGUCUUGGGUGGUAUAUACAGCCUACUUUGUGACGGUGAACCUCUUGAACAAUUGGGCAUUCGCAUACAAGAUCUCCGUGCCGCUGCAUAUCAUCCUGCGGUCUGCUGGGCCUGUAGCUUCCAUGGUGAUUGGUUAUAUUUAUAAUGGCAAACGCUACUCCCGAGGUCAGAUCGCUUCGGUGGGCAUGUUGACUGUGGGUGUGGCAGCCGCCGCAUUAGCCGAUGCCCAGUCCAAAGGAUUGUCAAUCGAGUCGUCUGAUAGCGACGUCGAUAUGAUGACCACUGUGAAAGGUUUCACCAUCCUGGUUCUGGCAAUGAUUUUGUCCGCGUUCCAGGGAAUCUAUGCGGAUCGCCUGUAUGCCACUUACGGCAGGGAUCAUUGGAAGGAGGCCCUCUUCUACUCGCACACGCUUUCGCUGCCUAUAUUCCUUACGAGCUACUCGCAGCUGGCGUUGCAGUGGAAGGUGGUAGCUUCUUCGCCAUCUGUGCUGUCUCAUCUCAACCGUGAUGUCUUGUUAGACUCGUCUGUGUCGAGUUCCAUGAAGAAUACUGCAUUCUCGGUCCUGGGUCAAAUCCAACAUCACCCGUCUAUUCAGUCUAUACUGGAACAGCUCCCAGUUCAAGUGGCUUAUUUGAUCAUGAAUGCUCUGACGCAGUAUUUGUGCAUUCGGGGUGUUCACCUUUUAUCCGCCAAGUCGUCGUCGUUGACUGUCACCAUCUUUUUGAACAUCCGCAAGCUGGUGUCCCUUCUCUUGUCCAUUUAUCUAUUUGGAAACCACCUGGCUGGUGGUGUCUUGGCUGGAGCAGCACUGGUCUUUGUUGGCGGUGGUCUGUAUGGCUUUGAGGGUGCUCGUCUACGAAGUGCGACUAAGAAGACUCAAUGA